This is a messenger RNA of Harpegnathos saltator (Jerdon's jumping ant), 1726 nucleotides long. RefSeq names its product Actin-related protein 2 (gene Arp2). The record is from RefSeq and is a predicted model, not a curated record. Lineage: Eukaryota; Metazoa; Arthropoda; Insecta; Hymenoptera; Formicidae. The coding region runs from base 17 to 1306 and encodes 429 amino acids. The transcript is spliced from 10 exons.
GACUUUUUCUUGUAUAAUGGUGGCAACUAUCAGUUUGAGUUUACUCGAAUCCGCUUGCUUGUCCGCCGUAUACGAGAAUAUCGAGAUGGACAGCAAGGGGAGAAAAAUUAUCGUCUGUGACAAUGGCACGGGGUUCGUCAAGUGCGGUUACGCUGGUGCGAAUUUUCCGGCUCAUAUAUUUCCAUCUAUAGUUGGACGACCUAUAAUCAGAGCUGUCAAUAAAAUUGGUGACAUCGAUGUGAAGCAAGAAUAUUGUGUUCGUGAUGUGCUUAACAUGCCUGAUUUAAUGGUUGGCGAUGAAGCGAGUAAACUUCGUUCUAUGUUAGAAAUUAGUUAUCCCAUGCAAAAUGGAAUUGUCAGAAAUUGGGAGGACAUGUGCCAUGUGUGGGACUAUACAUUCGGCAAGGAAAAGAUGAAUAUUAAUCCUAGAGAAUGUAAAAUUCUUUUAACCGAGCCACCGAUGAAUCCUAUUACAAAUAGAGAGAAAAUGAUCGAGGUGAUGUUUGAAAAGUACGGUUUUGCUGGAACAUAUAUCGCGAUUCAAGCAGUAUUAACAUUAUAUGCUCAAGGACUAAUCAGCGGCGUUGUUGUGGACUCUGGUGAUGGUGUCACGCACAUCUGUCCCGUGUUCGAGGAGUACGCUUUACCGCAUUUGACUAGACGAUUAGAUAUAGCUGGACGUGAUAUCACGAUGUAUCUCAUUAAAUUGCUAUUAUUACGUGGUUACGCGUUUAAUCAUUCAGCCGAUUUUGAAACUGUUAGGAUGUUAAAAGAGAAACUGUGUUAUAUCGGUUACAACAUAGAGACAGAGGAAAAGUUGGCACUUGAGACUACUGUAUUGGUGGAAUCCUAUACUCUUCCUGAUGGGCGUGUAAUAAAAGUAGGUGGUGAGAGGUUUGCGGCGCCGGAAGCGCUUUUCCAACCACAUUUGAUUAACGUCGAGGCGCAGGGAAUAGCCGAACUGGUAUUUAGCACAAUUCAAGCAGCUGAUAUCGAUAUAAGAAGCGAGCUAUAUAAGCAUAUCGUUCUGAGUGGCGGUAGUACAAUGUAUCCAGGACUUCCAUCGAGGCUAGAGCGAGAAAUUAAGCAACUUUACCUUCAAAGAGUAUUGAAAAAUGAUACCACUAAAUUGAAUAAAUUUAAGAUAAAAAUUGAAGACUCACCUCGACGUAAAGAUAUGGUCUUUAUGGGCGGUGCCGUGUUAGCCGAAAUAACGAAGGACCGAGAUUCUGUGUGGAUAACGAGGGAAGAGUACGAAGAAAAAGGUCUUAGUGUACUAAAAAAAUUAGGUUCCUACGAAUCAUAGAGAAAAAGUCAUUGUAACGUAAGUUACAUUUUUUAACGACCAAUUAAGUGUUUUUAUAUCUAUAAAAGUGAUUUUGAGAGUUUGAUAAUUUACUGUAUAAUUGUAAAAACAAGACAUGUCAAAAUACCUACUGGCUGUUUGAUACUAAAACAAAUAUUUUUCUUUUUUUUCUCUUUUUUGUGUUUAUGCACAAAUUAUGAUAUAAUCAGAUACGACAGGUACGACAGGUAAAGAAUAUUAUAUAUAUAGUCGAGAAUACAUAGUAGAGUAAUAUUUUUCUUUUUUUUUUGCGCUUAUACGUAAAUUACAAUAUGAAUUUGACUCUGACAAGUAAAGGAUUUCAAUAAUUUAAAGAAUUUAAAUAGUUUAAAAAUCAAGGAUUAUAUAGUAGAGUACCGUAAUUCCACUAAAACAUCAAUU